ACGAGCGCGUGUCAAAUGGAACAAUGUAACGGAUCGGAGUUGACAGCCUCAGUCGAGAGGUUAUUGAUUAAUCACGGUCCGGCUCCAUAAGCAUAGAUAAGGGCAGAGAUCCGCCAGGAGUGACAGGAGAAUGACAGCAGGUCUGCAGUGUCUUCAAACCAAGGUGACAAGUCGACCUUAUCAGACUCAGGCAUUUCAGAAAAUUUGCUUUGAAUGGGGAACAUAAUUUGCAUGCUACCCAAGUUCAGGCAGGAUCUUACACAAACCUGGAGACGGGGAACGCACCUGCCUCUCUUCCUCGACCUGUAGACUCAUUCAUCAGCACCAGCCGUCUUUAAUGGGAUAAACUAUCUCCAGAGAUCAGGUGAACGGCUGAUCUAAACUUAAGACCUUCGAGCUUCUUAAUUUCUUCUUAAUUGACACUUUUCAUCCUAAGGCCUCCGCAUGGUACUCUGGUCGAAAGAUCAAGACAAACUGUCCGACAUGUCCACCGGGACGGAAAGGAUAGAGAUGAAGAAGGAGGGGGCGCUGCCGGCAUACCACCAAUCCAAUGGGUCUGUCCAUCCGGUAAUACUACCCGACAACCCCGAGGAGGUGCCGCAGACUCCCGGGGAGUACGAACUCACAGAGGUGACCUCCUUACCGGACCGCGCCGAUCAGGAGAACGAGCGGCCGGACAUGGUGGUCCUCGACUGUCGGGCCAACGCGAAGGGUCAGAGGGAGGAGGACGCACUCUUGGAGAACGCCAGCCAAAGCAAUGAGAGUGAUGACACUAGUACGGACCAAAGCCCGGUGCCACCGGCUCCACUGAAGGAAACGUCCUUCUCCAUUGGACUCCAGGUUUUGUUCCCUUUCCUGCUGGCAGGGUUUGGGACAGUUGCAGCUGGCAUGGUUCUGGACAUUGUUCAGCAUUGGACGGUAUUCACAGAGGUGACUGAAGUCUUUAUCCUGGUGCCUGCUCUCCUGGGCCUGAAAGGAAACCUGGAGAUGACCCUUGCGUCCAGACUGUCUACCGCGGCUAAUAUUGGACAAAUGGAUACCGCCAAGGAUAUGUGGAAAAUGAUCAUGGGAAACCUAGCACUAAUUCAGGUCCAGGCCACCGUGGUCGGCUUCCUGGCUUCCAUCGCUGCAGUCAUUUUUGGCUGGAUUCCAGAGGGUAAUUUUAACAUGGGUCAUGCCGUCCUGCUCUGUGCCAGCAGUGUGGCCACCGCAUUCAUCGCUUCUUUGCUGCUAGGUCUUAUCAUGAUCGGGGUUAUCAUUGCAUCCAGGAAGGUUGGCAUCAACCCAGACAACGUGGCCACCCCUAUUGCUGCCAGCCUUGGUGACCUGAUCACCCUGGCCCUGUUGGCUGGCAUCAGCACGGGCCUGUAUAAGGAACUCGAAUUCAAUGAUUAUGCCAACCCGAUGGUUUGUGCCUUCUUCGUCGCCCUGACGCCCAUCUGGGUGCUCAUCGCCCGGCGGAUACCUUCCACGCGAGAAGUGCUCUACUCCGGGUGGGAGCCUGUCAUUAUCGCCAUGGCUAUCAGCAGUGUUGGAGGCCUGAUUCUGGAUAAGACGGUAUCUAACCCCAACUUUGCUGGAAUGGCGGUUUUCACGCCCGUCAUCAACGGUGUGGGCGGCAAUCUGGUGGCGGUACAAGCCAGUCGAAUCUCCACUUACCUGCACAUGAACGCCCUGCCCUUAACGGAUCCAAACCCAACCCCCAUAAAAUGCCCUACUCCCUGUAGCUCGUUCCUUGGGUCAGGUGUCAACUCCCGGUCUGCCAGAGUGCUUUUCUUCCUGGUCGCUCCUGGUCAUCUGGUCUUCCUGUACACCAUUAACUCAAUGCAGGGUGGACACACCUCUCUCACAUACGUCUUCAUUGCAUUUUACCUGGCCGCUGCUCUGCUCCAGGUUGUGAUCCUGCUGUACCUUGCAGACUGGAUGGUUAACUGGAUGUGGAGUCGAGGGAUGGAUCCCGACAACUUCUCCAUUCCCUACUUGACCGCCCUGGGAGACCUGCUGGGGACGGGCUUCCUGGCUCUGUGUUUCCACAUCCUGUGGCUAAUUGGAGAUCGGGACACAGAUGUGGGUGAUUGAUCCAUGCUGCUUCCUUUGACUCUGUCCAAGCAACACAAAUGUCUUUAUUUAUAAUGCCACAUAGAGAAAUAAUAUCUAUAUUGUUAUGGCUACUAUGUCUACCAUGAUUAUAUUGAUGACAUUAUUGCUUUAGUAUUGAUUUGUAAUUUCGUUGUUGUUUAGCUACUGGGAGAACAGCAAUCCUCAUUAUUUUUCAAUGGGGAUGUUCGGCCCAAUUUUACGGCCAGUCGCGUUGGCUGCAUGUAAAGAUGACAUCGACCUAAACUUGAAAUAUUUCACGAGAGGCAAAUGAACAUAGAAUGCUUAAUCACCAAGUGCUACAAAAUGGAAUAGUUAUAAAAAAUGAGUUUUAAGGGGAAGACAAAAAAAAACAUAUUUUGGACCAUCACAGAAUGACAUGAAUAUCUAUUCCGGGCUAGAGAUUGAAAGGGUUACCUGGGUCUUAAUAGAGGAGACUGAAUCUCAAAGGGGACCUUAUUUACGCUAAAACACAUUUGAAGAAUUUUUUGCACAUCUCAGCAUUUCCAUCCAUCCAGCUUUCUUUCUUUUUUUUUUAUCUUUAUGCAGUAUCCCAAAAUUCACAUAAAAGUUGGUGGAAACAUAGACAAGCUUACAUAACAUCUACAGAAAUUAGACUUAAUUUUUAAAGUGUUCAAAAUGAAUUGGAAAUUAUUUGUAUGUAGCUGAAAGGAAAUAUGCAUUUGCAAAGCAUUUUAUCUGCCCUUUUCCUUUAAAAAAAAGAAGGUAAAAUUACCCAGUAAUGUGAUUUUUAAAAUGCAAAGUCUUAAACUGGAGGCGAGAAAGACUCAUCAUAGUCAACUAAAAAAAUACAAUGUUUUAACACAAAGCUCUAAGGGUCAAUUGAUGAAUAAGGAAAAGCACCUGCUCAUUGGCAAAAAACAUGAAACGCUUUACAAUACGAUCGAACAAUUGCUGUAUAAUUAUGCAAAAACACUUUAAAGGGCUAUUUUGACACAUACAAUGCUGUACCACUGCAUGCCAGCUGAAGAAGUGCUUUUGUAACCGGUUCCCGAAUGUGAUUUUGAAGUAAUGCUUUAUUAAAAUCCCUGGAAGAGGAGAUUAUUUCAUUUCGAAUGUUUUUUUGUGAGAUUAAUGCCACUCAGAAACACUUGAAAGGCUAAUAGGAUGGCUAGCAGCUAAACUGUACCUCGUUUCUCGGCCAUUAAAGUCUCUAAUCAGUAGUUUCCAGUAGGCUAAUGUAUACUUUAAUAACUAGCCAGGCCUUAUAAAGCAACUGACCGCGUUAUCGACAAUGUGUUUAACUGAAAUGUUAGCCUCCCAUCGCUAAAGGGCUGUGUGGAAACAUCGCUCCAUUUGCUGCUAAAUCUCACCAGUUCGCGCACAUCGUCAGCAAAAUGGAUUGGGACGACGACGUCGUAACAUUAAAAAAUACGUUGUUAGUAACGAUAUCUUGAACGUGUCCGUUUUUGUUUUAACUGUAACUUGUCAGUUUGUGUCACAAAUGUCUGUUUUUAACUUCGCAAGGGCGAAUUAUAGUGUUUUAAUAGAUCACUGUGCACAAGAUGUACUGUAAUGUCAUAAGUUACCACAAGAGGUCGCGCUUGUGCAGGGAGAGCAUGCAGCUGCAAAACGUGUCACGUGUUUAUAAUACCACAAUUCAAACAUCACAAACAUUUUUGUGCGACUGAUCCGGUGCUGCCAUUGUACCAUGACAGCUCUCUAUAGUUGUGAAUAUUUCUUCAGGGGACGGGAGGCUUUGUUUAUUUAUUUCUAUAGAUGUGACAAAGCUAUUUGUAAAUAAUAUAUUUAUUCUAUAAAUGUUUAUUUUUCAUUUUGUUGCAUUUUUUCUUUGCAUUGGACCAGUAGAGAUGUUUACUGUAAAUUUUAUCAGUAAUUUUUUUUUUUUUUUGGUAAACUUUAACAAAUAUAUCAAAGUUUGGUGCCUAAUAUCCAGCAAAACCUCACACUCGAUCUGGUUCGGUGAUUGAGCGUAAAUGCCUUAACAAAUCACAAGCAAGGCUCAACACGUAGGUUUUAUAGGUCUUCUGAUUUGUUUGUUAUUUUGUAUAUGAGCUUUUUUAAUUCAUGUUACAUUUUCAUAAUGUAUUCAUUUGAUUUGUGUACACAAAUCAUCCCAUCCGUUUGUGUUCUUCCAGGGCAGAUGUAUUGGUGGUCACUCAUCCAAAGCAAAGCCAUGAGAUUUCGUGAAUUAAUAUUUGCUUGAGGGUUGUCUAAUCUGUCACAUGUACUAUUCCCUCUCUUAUUGACCUAAUAUAGCUUUCUACAAGAAAACAUAACCUUCCCUGAGUUAAACUAAGCUUGAGAGUCAGAUCCCAGCCCCUUCAAGCAAGACCAUUGCAAACUUACCAGGUUAUCCAAGAGUGUACUAUUAAUGGUAACUGGUUUUCCCAAUCCUAUGAUUUCUUCCCCAUCAGUCAAGUGGACUUAAUAGAGGUACUUGUAAAUUGCUGGAAAUAAAAGAUUAUAUUAUUUCGUACGA
Messenger RNA from Pimephales promelas (fathead minnow), 4561 nucleotides. NCBI's taxonomy places the organism in Eukaryota, Metazoa, Chordata, Actinopteri, Cypriniformes, Leuciscidae. The record is from RefSeq and is a predicted model, not a curated record.